This is a messenger RNA of Striga hermonthica, 1062 nucleotides long. Lineage: Eukaryota; Viridiplantae; Streptophyta; Magnoliopsida; Lamiales; Orobanchaceae. The record is from the annotation of a GenBank genome assembly.
AUGGCUAACAGAGCUAAAAUGGUGCUCUUGUCUACUCCUGGUACAUCGCUAAAACCCUUAAAUCCUUUGAUUGUUCUAAAUAAUUCGACCCCGAAGUUCUUUGCGUUCCUGCCAAUUGUCCCAAAAUCUACUAAGAGCAACAGCAUAUCAAGAAAUGGCAGAACCCAGAAGUUGCCUCGGUGCACAAUCUCCAAGUGGCCCGCAUUAGCCGAGACCGAGCACGAAGAAGAUUUCAAGUCGUCAGACGAAGUUUCAGAAAGUGAAGACGGCCCGGCGGCGGCCGCGGAGGGAAUCGGGCAGACGCCGCCGCCGCCGCCGCCGCCGGUGAGGCAGCAGCGGCGGCGCUACAGGAAGGCAUACCCCGGAGAGAAAGAGGGUAUCACGGAGGAGAUGAGGUUCGUUGCGAUGAGACUGAGGAACAGUGGAAAAUCCAAGAGUCGGGCUAACUCCAAUGGCGUGGAGAGUGAGAAAAAUAAUGAAGUGGAUGGUGAUGCGGAGGAGAAGGAUGAUGGAGAUGGAGACGAGUGGCAGCCGAGCAUGGAAGGAUUCUUGAAGUAUUUGGUGGAUAGCGAGCUGGUUUUCAGAACGGUUGAGAGCAUUGUUGAUGAAUCCACUGAUGUUUCUUAUGUUUACUUCAGAAAGACAGGAUUAGAAAGGUCGGGUUGCAUUAUGAAGGAUUUAGAAUGGUUAAGGGAGCAAGGUAAUGUGAUUCCAGAGCCUAGCAACCCAGGCGUCAAGUACAUGCAAUAUCUGAAGGAACUUGCUGAAAACAGCCCGCCAUUGUUCCUUUCCCAUUUCUACAAUAUUUAUUUCUCCCACAUAGCGGGAGGACAAGUGAUAGCUAAAAAGGUCUCGAGUAAGCUAUUGGAAGGGAGAAAAUUGGAAUUCUAUAAAUGGGAAGGAGAUGCCGAACAAUUGCUGACGAGUGUUCGCGAGAAACUUAAUGCACUUGGAGAGCACUGGUCAAGAGAUGAGAAGAACAAAUGUUUAAGUGAAGCAACAAAAGCAUUCCGUUUUCUGGGGCAGAUUGUGCGCUUAAUCAUAUUGUCAACAAAACUCUAG